Peronospora belbahrii is the source of this 852-nucleotide messenger RNA. The record is from the annotation of a GenBank genome assembly. NCBI's taxonomy places the organism in Eukaryota, Oomycota, Peronosporomycetes, Peronosporales, Peronosporaceae.
AUGCUUCAAUUUAUGACACGACGCUGUAAAUAUUACGUAUUUAUCAAUGCAUUUAUAUGCAGUGUUGCCAUGGUCAGCUACGUUUGUGUAUCAUCAUUAAAGCUUCCCAUCGAGUUUUCUGGCCUAUUGACGCUACAGCUCUUGAUGGUCUACAGUGUUAGUGUUCUACGUAUUCUAGCAAUCAUCAAAUGGUUUGAAUGGAUUGCGACCAAGAAACAUUUGAUUAAUCAAGACAAUCGCAUACAGCUCACGGACAAGCAUAUCAGGAGCAUCUACUACCGUAUCUUGUGGCUCGUAGUGCCAACCGAGUGCAUGUCCUUCUGGUUUGCAGAACGAACUGCUCUGUCCGUGCAAGGUCACAUUAACUGGCAAUCAUUCCUUGCUGAGUACAUCCUGUUCAUCCCCAAGUCUUUGCUUUUUGAAAUCAUCUUUGACUUUUUUCACUUUAUGAUGCAUUGGGCUUGCCACUCAAGCUUGUGGCUCUACCAAAACGUGCAUAAGCGUCACCAUUUGCAUCUUCACCCGUGCCCUUUGUCAACUUACGAGCAAGACGGAUUGGAUUUAUGCCUCACAAAUGUGCUACCAUUCUGUCUGGCAUGGAGCCUUGGCUCCUUCUCGGAUCUCCAGCUGCACUUGUUAUUUGCAUACAAGACGUACGUGGAAGUCGCUGGUCACUCUGGUCUGGACAUUAAAGGUUUCUCCUUCCCACAGAUGCCACUACUGAAUAACGCCACAAGCAUUUGUCUACGAGUACAUGAUCAUGAUGCUCAUCACACACAUCCACGCUGGAAUUUUGCAAAGCGCUUUUCACUUUGGGACAAGCUUUUUCGUACGUUUCGUCCGGGCAAAUAA